Messenger RNA from Closterium sp. Yama58-4, 16467 nucleotides. The record is from the annotation of a GenBank genome assembly. Lineage: Eukaryota; Viridiplantae; Streptophyta; Zygnematophyceae; Desmidiales; Closteriaceae.
AUGCGGAGUUUUAUAUGCCGACAGUCGGAGAUUGCAGUGCAGCCAAUUCCGCCAGGUCCCGCUGGUUCGUUGGGCUGCUACUUGGAGGCGCAUAGUGGAGUACCAAGAAGGGGAGUUCGCGACUGGGAGCGAAAGGUGUCAAUCAUGUUUGAGGCUCACGUGCUGGGCCUGCUGCGCAAGUAUCUGGGCGAGUAUGUGCGCAACAUCCCCGACGAGGCGCUCAAGAUCAGCGUGUGGCAAGGCGACGUGGUGCUGCGCGAUCUGCAGCUGAAGGAGGAGGCGCUCAACCGCCUGCGCCUGCCCAUCGCUGUCAAGGCGGGCUUCAUUGGCUCCGUCAACCUCAAGGUGCCAUGGAGUCGCCUGGGAGUGGAGCCGGUGGUGCUGCUGCUGGACCGAGUCUUCAUCCUCGCCCACCCCUCCUCCGCCCCCGCCUCCGCCUCCCAUCAGUCAGCGGAGGAGGAGGAGCAGCAGCGCCUGGAAGCAAAGCGGCGCAGAAUAGAGGAGGCGGAGGAAGCAAUGCUGGAAGCCAGGGAGCGACAGAAGGCAGGAGGCGCCGAACAGGCGGGCAGCGGGUCAUGGAUAUCAUCGCUGAUCGCCACGAUAGUGGGCAACAUCAAGAUCUCCUUCACCAACGUGCACAUCCGAUAUGAGGACUCCGGCAGCUUGUCAGGCCGCCCCUUCUGCACGGGGGUGACACUAGCCAGGCUGGCAGCGGUGACCACGGAUGAGAACUGGGUGGAGACCUUCGUCACCAGCGGGGCGCUCGACAGCCUCUACAAGGCGGUGCAUCUGGAGCGCCUGGCGGUGUACCACGACAGCAACAGCGGGCCGUGGAACCCACACACCGCAUGGGACGCAAUGCAGGGCGACCAGUGGAGCGAGGUGUUUGAGGCGGGCAUUCAUGAGGAGGCGCCACCCAGUGCAGUUGGUAUCGACUGGGCGGCGAAUCGGCAGUUUCUGCUGCACCCGGUGGACGGCAGGAUGCGGUACGAGCGGCGCAGCAAGAAGGAGAGGCGGCAAGACGAUGUGCCGUUCCAGACUGUUGCCCUGCAGCUGGGGCAGGUGGCGCUCACUCUUUCACAGGUCAGUGCAGCUGGGGCAGGUGGCGCUCACUCUCUCACAGGUCAGUGCAGCUGGGGCAGGUGGCGCUCACUCUCUCACAGGUCAGUGCAGCUGGGGCAGGUGGCGCUCACUCUCUCACAGGUCAGUGCAGCUGGGGCAGGUGGCGCUCACUCUCUCACAGGUCAGUGCAGCUGGGGCAGGUGGCGCUCACUCUCUCACAGGUCAGUGCAGCUGGGGCAGGUGGCGCUCACUCUCUCACAGGUCAGUGCAGCUGGGGCAGGUGGCGCUCACUCUCUCACAGGUCAGUGCAGCUGGGGCAGGUGGCGCUCACUCUCUCACAGGUCAGUGCAGCUGGGGCAGGUGGCGCUCACUCUCUCACAGGUCAGUGCAGCUGGGGCAGGUGGCGCUCACUCUCUCACAGGUCAGUGCAGCUGGGGCAGGUGGCGCUCACUCUCUCACAGGUCAGUGCAGCUGGGGCAGGUGGCGCUCACUCUCUCACAGGUCAGUGCAGCUGGGGCAGGUGGCGCUCACUCUCUCACAGGUCAGUGCAGCUGGGGCAGGUGGCGCUCACUCUCUCACAGGUCAGUGCAGCUGGGGCAGGUGGCGCUCACUCUCUCACAGGUCAGUGCAGCUGGGGCAGGUGGCGCUCACUCUCUCACAGGUCAGUGCAGCUGGGGCAGGUGGCGCUCACUCUCUCACAGGUCAAUGCAGCUGGGGCAGGUGGCGCUCACUCUCUCACAGGUCAGUGCAGCUGGGGCAGGUGGCGCUCACUCUCUCACAGGUCAGUGCAGCUGGGGCAGGUGGCGCUCACUCUCUCACAGGUCAGUGCAGCUGGGGCAGGUGGCGCUCACUCUCUCACAGGUCAGUGCAGCUGGGGCAGGUGGCGCUCACUCUCUCACAGGUCAGUGCAGCUGGGGCAGGUGGCGCUCAUCCCUUGCCCAUCCCGCCCUUGUACAUUGGAUCACGACCUCUCAACACCCCGUCCCCUGUCAACCCCCCAUUGCUUGUGAGCAGACGCAGUACGAGGAUGGGAUGCGCUUCAUGGAGGCGGCAGCGCUGUACCGCCGCCGUGCCGACGUCGCUCACCUGCGCCCGCGCCUGCCCGUGCACGCCCAUGCCGCCCUCUGGUGGCGCUUUGCUGCGCGCGCCCUGCUGCAGCAGCACCACGCCCUCAGUGCGCCGUGCUGUGCGGCAUGCAGGCCAACAAUGACAUGGAAGGCCAUCAAGGACAGCUGCAACAUGCGGCGCCGCUACGUGGCGGCAUACACGCAAGCGCUGCUGGACGCGUGGGCGUCGGGCGCCCCUGUGAAGCCGGGUGCAGCGGCGGACAGCGCUGAGAUGCGCUCCAUUGAGGCACACGUCAGCGUCGAGGCCUAUGCGCACCCCGCAUGCCAUGCUUUGACUGCUGCCCUGCUCUCCUGCCGCUUCCCUGUCCCUCACUUGCCGUUCUUCUCUCUGCCCCCUGUGCCUCUGCGCCCCCCCAUGCGGCACAGAAUGCUGGCGCACUCGCAGGCGGAGCGCAGCCGACCCAAGGCACAGCGGCAGGCAGUGCAGCCCAAGGCCACGGGGUGGUUCGCCUCCUGGCGAGGGGCGUCUGUGCCAGCAGAGGCAGGGGGGGGCGAGGGGGCGGAGGAGGAGGGGCUGGCGGGAGGGUUGAGUGCGGAGGAGUGGGAGAAGAUAGAGGAGCUGGUGCGCGCGGGGGAGGAGGCGCAGUAUGAGCCGGGGCAGGCGGCGGCGGGGGCGGUGCAGAUGGUGGUGGCGGUGGGCAUGGACUGCUUCCGCGCGCGCCUGGUGGACGGGGGGGCGGGGGUGGACGGGCAGGCAGGCGUGGACGGGGGGGCGGGUGUGGAUGUGGUGUGCGGGUCGUGCCACCACCUGCACGUGGCGCUGCGCCUCUUCCCUCUCAUGCUCAAGGCUGACGUCAGCCUGCGCCUCUACGACCUCUCCGUGCCUGAAGGCACGCUCAUUGAGAGUGUGAGCAGGGAGGGCAAGGAGGCAGCGUUGACAGCAUCAUUCGUGCAGCACCCCAUCGAUGAGCACCUCGACUGGAUGCUCAUCGCUGCUUUCUCGCCCUGCCACGUCACGCUGUGGCGGCGCAGCAUAGACCGGGUGCUGCACUUCCUGCGGGCGGGCCAGCAGGCCACACCUGCCGUCGCCCUCGAGACCGCUGCCGCCCUGCAGAGCAAGCUGGAGGACGUGCGGCGGCAGGCCCAGCAGCAGCUGCAGCAGGUGCUGCAGCGACGCACUAGGUUCUCCAUCGACCUGGACGUGGACGCGCCCAAGGUGGCCAUCCCUGCUGACCCGUCGCCCCACGGGGAGCCGCCCACGCAGCUGCUGCUGGACUUGGGCCACUUCACACUCAAGACCGACCAGGUGCCCUGCUCAGCCUCGUGCAGCCCUUCAAAGUGGUCCCCCCGCCUCGCACCAUCAGCCGCCUACAGCUAUGUGACGAGCCUCACAGCCUCGCCAUGCUCAGCUAUCUUGCUUCGACGCUCACGAGGAGCGUUUUGGCCUUUGACAAGCUGGCCAGUGGCCUGCCAUUGCUCAUGCAUUGCCCUCUUACCACCUCACCGCUCCCCCACCCGCCCCCUUGCCCUUUGUGGCGUGCAGGACGACCCGUCAGCGGAGGGCAGUGAGGCAGCGGCGGCAGCAGCGCUGUACACGCGGUUCAAGAUUACAGCCACUGACAUCUCCAUGUUCGUUGCUGAUGGCGCCUUUGACUGGCGUACCUACCAGCAGCAGCAGCAGGGGCAGCAUGGUGGCACGGAUGGGGAGGAGGGUGCAGGGGAGGGCGGAUCAGGGGGGCUGCGACUAGACUUGCUGCAGAAGUGUGGCCUCUCUGCCGUGCUGCACCAGGUGGGUCUCUGCCGUGCUGCACCAGGUGGGUCUCUGCCGUGCUGCACCAGGUGGGUCUCUGCCGUGCUGCACCAGCACACUGUGGAAACGAGCAUGAGUGCAAAUGCGUGUGCUGCAUGCCAUGCCACACCCCUGGCGGCGGUGCAUGUGCAGAUGAUGGUGGAGCACCCCAGCUACCCCACAACGCGCAUUGCCGUGUGGCUGCCCUGCCUCGCCUUCCACUACUCGCCCGCGCGCUACCGCCGCCUCAUGCGCGCCCUCCGAGCGCUCUCCCCCGCACCGCCUCCUGCUGCUCAAGCCCACGCUGCGGAGGGCGCGGUGGCGGGCGAGGGUGAUGGGGCGGUGGCGGUGCGACCAUGGCAGCAGGCCGACCAGGCGGGCGAUGUGUGCCUGCUGCAGUGGACGCGCAUAGGCAGUGCAGCAGAGUGGGUGCCGUACUGGGCGGCGCUGGUGGGGCCCACACUGUACCUGCUGGACCAUCCUGAGGCAAUCAAGCCACACAAGCAAUUUAAUCUGAGCAGCGCCAUGGGGGUGCUGGACGUGCCCCCGCAGCACAUAGCGGGCUACCACCACGUCAUUGCCCUCGCUGCCCGCGGCGCUCAACCUGCCAAGGUGGUGCUGUCAGGGCAGGCGGUGGUGCUGCGACUCAAGUCGGAGGCCCUCAAGGCGCAGUGGGCUGCACGCCUCACAACCGCGCUCUACCACGCCUCUGCGCCUGCCUCCAUGGACCUCCUCACUGACGACGCCUUCUCCUCAGAUGCACCUGAAGAACCACCUGACCACGUGCCCCCUGCCUCACCUGAGCGACAGCUGGCUGCAGGAGAGCCGUUGUCGCCGUCUGUGCGUGUGGCACCAGUGGUGCAGGAGGCGGGAGCAGCAGCGGGCGCGCAGGAGAAGCCGUUUCUGUACAUCAUGGGCUCGCUGGACGACCUGCGCCUCGCCAUCAGCUCCGUCGGGGCUCCAGGCGUGAGCACACGGGAGACACCGGCGGGUGCUGGGAUAGGGGAUAUGGACACGAAAGAGGAGGGAAAAGGGGGCAAUGAAGGCAAAGGGAGUGAGGAGGGCAAGGAGGGCAAGGAGGGGGAUAAUGAGGAGGAUGAAGAGGAUGAGGACGAGGAUGGGUUUGCGGAUGCGGAGGCGGAGUUCCUGAUGUCGCCCACGUCAUCAGGGGCGUCCACACCACGCCACGGUGCAGCAGCGCUUGAGGGCGACGGAGGCGGGGGGUACGGCGGAGCGGCGGAGUUCUUCGAUGCGCGCGACUUUGCUCUGGACGACGGCGACGCCGCCAACGUGCCCAGCUUUGGCCGCGCUGGCAGGCUGCUGCCCGACAUGGGAUGGCAGCACGCGGGGGCGAGCAGGCGGCGCGCUAGGCACAAGGAGGGCGAGGAGGAGGAAGGGGGGGCAGGCAAGGAGGAAGAGGAGGAGGAGGAGGAGGAGGAGGGACUUUGUGGUGGUGCAGAUCGGCAUGUGGCAGUGGAGAUGGCAACGCUAGAGUUCUUCUGCAACCGACUCUCCAUCGUCGCUCUCAUGGAACUCUCCACCUACCUCUCGCCACCACCGCUCCCCUCCUCGCCUGCUGCCACCACCGCCACACAGCCGUCGCACACAGCAGGCACAGCUCCUGUGCCUCCCACUGUUGACCUCCCGGCCCCUGCUCUCCCUGCUGCUCCCGUUGCUGAGAUUGGCAGCCCUGGCAUGGGAGGCAGCCGCAGCAGGGGAGGGGAUGAAGGGCGGAAGGGAGAGGGUGUGGAGGAGAAGGGGGAGCGGGAGGGGCAGAUGGGGCGGGAGGCGGUGAAGGGGUUGUUGGGGCGGGGCAAGGCGCGCGUGGUGUUUGGGCUGCACAUGGCCAUGCAGCACGCACGCAUCUUCCUUAACCUCGAAGACGGCCGGCGCCUCGCCAUGCUGGAGCAGGAGAGGCUGAGCGUGCAGGUCAAGGUAUUCCCUGCAUCGACCCGUGUCAACGCCUCAUUGGGCAAUCUGAGGCUGUGCAACCUGCAGCUGCCACCAUCCCACCCCUGGCGCUGGUUCUGUGACCUGCGGGACAAGCAGAGCGCCUCGCUGGUUGAGAUAAAGUACAACUCGUACAACCCCGACGACGAUGACUACGAGGGCUACGAGUACAGCAUUGAUGGCAAGCUGUCUGCCGUGCGCCUCAUCUUCCUCUACCGCUUCGUGCAAGAGUUCAUGGCGUACUUCUGGGGGCUGGCAGCGCCGGGGGUGCGGCAGGAGAUGGUGGUGCGCGUGGUGGACGCGGUGGGCGGCAUCGAGCGGCGCAUCCAGCAGUGGGAGGUGGCGGGCAGCAGCGGCAUCCGCUACAACGUCUCCCUUGAUGCGCCCAUCCUCAUUCUGCCUCGCACCACCGACAGCCAAGAGUUCAUGCAGCUGGGGCUGGGGCACAUGGGUAUCAGGAGCAGCGUGGAGUGGCGUGGUGGCAAGUCCAUUGAGGAUGCUGGCGCUGUGCGCUGUGAUGUGAUUACAGUGGAGAGUCGCGAUGUGAGCUUGCUGGUGGGAGCGGAGGGUGUGGCGGGGCCGCCAAUGAUAGAGCGCAUGGCGGGGCUGACACUCACCAUCCAGCGCCAGCUGAGAGACCUCUUCAAGAAGCUGCCCACCUACCAGCUCCACAUCCACAUGGGGGAGCUGAGGGUGGUGAUGAGUCACCGCGACCCCGCGUCGCCAUCGUCCCCGCGCUCGCCCACGCCGCCAUCCUCGCCACCCCCCGCUGCGGCCGUGGCGGGGGGGCAUGCGGGCGAGGGCAAGGGGGCGCAGGGGGCACAAGGGGAAGGCGGGCAGGGGAGGGCAGGCGAGGUGGCGAAGCAAGGAGGGGCGGGAGGGGCAGGAGGGGGGGCAGGAGGGGGCCCUCCGGCGUUCACGUACUUCAGAGUGCUGGUGGACGUGCAGCACGUGCAGAUGGAGCUGUUCACCGGCCACACCCGCGACUCCUCCCUCGCCCUCCUGCAGAUCGAGGGGCUGUGGGUGGAGUACCGCACGAGCAGUGCGAGGGAGAUGGAGGUGAUGCUCUCUCUGCCCACCAUGGCCAUCAUCGACCGCCGCCCCGCCACGCGCCAGGAGCUGCGCCUCAUGAUGGGCUCCGCGCUGCACGCCCACUCCCACGCCCACGCCCACUCCCAUGCGCCGCCCGCCAACUCGGGGCACGGCGCAGUGCCGCCAGGGGCGAAGGCGGGGACGGCGGCAGAUGAGGGCAGAGGGGGCGAGAUGGGGGGGGGUUCGCCGCCGGUGGCGCUGAGCAUGGUGGUGCUGAACUACUCGACUCGCCCCGCUGCGCGCGCCGUGGUGCUGCGCUUCCAGCGCCCGCGCGUGCUCGUGGCGCUCGACUUCCUGCUCGCCGUCACACACUUCUUCUUCCCCUCCCUCGCCGCCUCCUCCGGUCACGACACCGACCGCGACGAGUGCGACGACCCCGCCAGCCUGGCGCACGCUGUCGUGCUGACAAGUGGCACCACGCGACAGGCGGAGGCGGUGGUGACGGUGUCGCCGCAGCGACAGCUGAUAGCGGAGGCGGCGGGGGUGGAUGAGUACGAAUACGACGGGUGCGGGGGCGUGCUGCGCCUCCUGCCCUCUGAUGCCCUGGGGGGCACAGCGGUGCCGGCGGGCAAGCAGCAGGGCGAGGGCGUGGCAGGAGGGCCGGUGAUAGUGGUGGGCAAUGGGAAGCACCUGCGGCUCAAGAACAUCACUGUCGAGAGUGCGUGGGCGUGGGAGCAGAGUGUGUACCUGGGGUGUGACAGCAGCUUCACUGCCGACCCUGAGGACGGCGUUAUCUGGCGCCACACCCCCCUUGCCAAUGCCAAUGCCAAUGGCCCCCCCACUGCUGCGGGCGCGGGCAGCAGAGAGGGCAGCGGGGCAGAUGCAGGAGGUGCAGGGGCGGGUGGGGAGGCAGAGGUGCCGCCGGAGCAGACCUCCUUCUCCUUUGACCUUCAGGUGGGGUGCCUGGGCUGUACCUUCAGGUGCCUGGGCUGUACCUUCAGGUGUGGCUGUUACCUCUUUACACCCGCAUGCCUCCGCUCAACCCCACUAUCUAACAUGCCCCUCUUGUUCGAAUCCCCUCCCCAACCUCCCCCCCGCCCCUCCCUACCCCGUUUGUCCCAGGCGGUGGGGCCGGAGCUGACGUUCUACGACAGCACCAAGUGGCCCGCGGGCAUCCCCUUCCGCCCCGAAAGGAUUCUGCGCGCCUCCUUUGACCCCUGCCCCUCCCCACUCAUUGCACAGUUCUUAGUGGCUCAUCGCUGGACAGCAGCAGCAGGAGCAGCAACAGCAGCGGCCGCUGCCGCUGUGGGGCAACUCGCCUCACCUCACUUCCCCACCCCCACUCCCGCUCCUCUCUGCACGGGCAGAUACGCGGCCAAAGGGGCGGACACGUGGGUGAAGGGGACGGUGAGGGGGCUGCUGGUGGAGACGGCGUCGGGGCUGGCGGUGGUGGAGCCGGUGGACGCCCACUGCGAGCGCGAGUGCGUGGCCGGCAAGACGUCCCUGGAGCUCGCCUGCACGGACGUGUCGCUGCGCCUGCCCUUCCACACGCUGCGCCUGCUGCACCGCCUGCACGCCGACACCGCUGCCGCCCUCAAGCUGGGCGGCGGGCCCGUGGCCGUGCGGUGCCGGCAGUUCGACCGCAUCUGGAACUCCGGUGGGUGCCUCCGCAUCUCGUUUGCUAUGCCACGUGCAGUGCUCUCAUCAGGAGCAGGCAUGGCUUUGCUGCCCUUUGUUGUGCGCUGCCCACGCUUGCCCUCCUCCUCGUCUCACCCUGAUCGUCAACCUCCUUUGCGCCUCUCCUCAUCCACUCCCCGUGCUGGCAGGCACGGACUCAGAGGAGGGAAGGGCAGUAGGGGAGGGCGAGCAGCCCAUCACGUUGUGGCGGCCGUGUGCGCCUGCAGGCUAUGCCAUCCUGGGCGACUGCGCCACCGUGGGGGCGAAUGCACCGCUCUGAGGGGUGACCACUCGCCACUUGGCACUCACCACUGCGUGCUGCCCUCACCUGCACUGCGUGUUGCUCUCCUCCCUCUGCACCUUGUCUCCAUGCUGCCCUGCCAUUUUCGUUUCCUUCUUCACCUCCUCACCUCUUCUUUUGUAUUUGCACCCCGCCCACCACCCCCUACGUGUGUGUGUGCGGCGCGUGGCAGGGCGGCGCCACCAGAGCACGCGGUGCUGGCGGUGAGCACGGCCUUCAGGCGAGUCAAGCGCCCCCUCGGCUUCUCCCUGCUCUGGUGCUCCCACGCGCCCGCUGCCGCCCCAGCACAGGGGGCCGCGGACGCGGCAGGGGGUGGGGAGGGAGGGGACGACUCGCACUGCCGCAUCUGGCUGCCACUGGCGCCGCCCGGCUAUGCAGCGCUGGGAUGCGUGGCGGCUGUGGGGCGAGCGCCGCCACACGUUUCGACGGUGCACUGUGUGCGCUGCGACCUUCUCACGCCCUCCUCCCUCAGCGACUGCAUCUUCUACCGCCCGGGUGCCGGGUCGCCAAUGAGUGACGCUAGCGGCACGGAGCGGGGUGGCGGCAGGGGGGGAGGGGCGAGCAUGUGGGUGGUGGGCAACUCCAUGCGCACCUUCUUCGCCUGCCAGGGCACGGCCCCGCCACCACCCGCGGUGCUGAGGGACCUGAGGGAGGAUCUGCGCUUCCACCCCGCCACCACCGCUCCCGACCCCGACGAUGCCGACCCUGAAGCCGCCUCUCAGUCCCCCACCUCCACCACGCUCACCCGCGUGCCCUCCGGCCGCGGAGACUCGCUCGCCCGCCUGCCCUCCUCGCGCUUCCAACCGCCCCUUGCUGCCUCCGCCUCUGCGCUGGCUGGUGCGGCGGGGGCGGCGGCGGCGCGGCCGUUUGUGCCGGCGGCGAGCUUUGAGCGCGUGUGGUGGAGCAAGGGGGCGGCAGGUGUGACAAGCCACGUGAGCUUCUGGCGCCCCGCGGCAGUGCCGGGCUAUGCCAUGCUGGGCGACUGCGUGGCCGACGGCUUCGACCCACCGGACACGGGCUUGCUGCUUCUGGACGACCUGGAGUCGGGCCGUGUGGCGGCGCCCCUCAGCUUCCUGCACAAGCUCACCCUCGCUGCACCUGCCUGGCCCGACGAGGCGUCUGUGUGGUUCCCCCUGGCGCCCCCUGGCUACGUGGCGCUGGGCUGUGUGGUGACGCGCGGCCGUGAGCCCCCCUCUGCCGGGCUGAGCGUGCGCUGCGUGCGCGCUGACCUGCUGGCGCCCAAGGGCUUUGCCGGCCGCCCCGCAUGGACCGUCAGUUUGCCGCCCAAAGGAGAGUCCGUCGCCAGCUUCUGGCCCGUCAUGAACCAGGCGGGCACGUUUCUGGUGCACAGCGAUGCGCGGCGCCCGCCACAGAGGAUGGGGUACGGGCUGGCGGAGCUGGAGAGGCCGGAGCGGCCCGACAACUUUGAUGCCAACCUGCGCACGCCCCGCGUCUCCCUCACCCUCUUCGACGACGUCUCCGGCGUCAUGGUGCCGUGGGUGGACUUGACAGUGGAAGGCAUUCACCUGACGCUGCACGGCCGCCCACACGCGCUCAACGCAGUGGUGCUCACCUCUGUGGCGGCCUCGUCCUUCAACUCACACCUCGCCCUCUGGGAGCCGCUGCUCGAACCCUUCGACUCCAUCUUCAAGGAGGACGCCCUGCGAGUGCUCGUGGACAACCGCCUGGGCGCGCCGCUCUACGCGCGCUCCGCCAAGGACGCCUUCGCCCACCUGUACACGCUGCCGCCCGGCCACGUGUCGUCGGUGCCGCUGCCGCCCUUCCAGUUCCCCGACAUGCUGCGCCCCUCCGCCACCGCCGGUACCGGCAGAAAGCGCCGCCACAGCACACGGCGCUUCAUGGCUCUUCGCCUCAUUGAGGGGCUGGACCUACCGGGCAGCGAGUUGAACGGGGAGGACUUCAUGUGCAAGCUGCGCGUGGCGGAGGCGGGCGCCCAGCCGCUGGUCAAGGGGCAGCAGCUGCCACAGACUGCCCGCUCUCGCGCCAUCCGCCCCGCAGGGGGGCUGGCAUGCCCGCAUGGGCGCGAGGGCAUGGGGAGCGCCAUGCCACGAGGAGGGGCGCAUGGCGGAGCGGGAGAAGGGGGAGAGGGCGGGAGAGCAAAGCUAUGGCGCGUGCAGUGGAACGAGGUGUUUGUGUUUGAAGUGCCGGCACAUAAGGAGUCACGGUUGGAGGUGGUGGUGAGCAACCAGGCGGCCAAUGCGGGGCGAGGGGCCACGGUGGGCACGGCGGCUGUGCCCAUGACUGCUGCUGCCGCGCCCACCCUCUCCGACUGGGCUGCCGUCACCGACGCCCUCGGCAUUGGCGGCCUCCACCCCGCCUCCCACGCCAUCCAACACACGCUGCUGCUGCACCCUCCCAAGAGGAAACAGCAGCAGCAGCAGCAACAGCAGCAGCAGCAGCAACAGCAGCAGCAGGUACGACAUGAGGAUUCUGACGGCCAUCUGCUGGCCCACCAGCAGCAGCAGGAGCGGGUGGUGGCGGAGGCGGGCCAGGAGCAGCCGGACUGUUUGAUCCAGCUGGCGUGCCGCCCGGACGGCGAGUGGUGUUGGGUGCGCUCCAUGGCCGGCAUCAUCACGCUCGCGCUUGCCCUGGAGGGCCGCCCCGUGGCGGCGGAGCUGGGCGUGCGGGGGGGCCUCAAGUGCGUCACGCUGCGCUCGCUGGUGCUGCUGCGCAACGCCACGGACGUGCCGGUGGACGUGUGUGUGUGCCCCUUCGUGCUGCUCGACUUUGCGGACGAGGACGCGGAGGAGGAGGUGGAGGAGGAGAUGUAUGAGAACCAGCGUUACCAGCCCAUGCUGGGGUGGGGCUCGCUGUGGCCCGGCCACCUCAUGCCCGGCGACCCCGCGCGCUUCUCUGCGCUGGACCUCUCCCACGCGUGCCAGGACCUGCCCGAGGCGUGUCCGCGCGGGUGGGCGUGGGUGGGAGCGUGGCAGCGCGACCAGGCAGCACCGGGCGACAUGGAGGGGUGGGUGUACGCGCCUGACUUCCGCUCGCUGGCGUCGCCUGAUGCGCUGGCCAACGUGGCGCACAGCAAGGGCCCCUUUGACUUUGUGCGCCGCCGCCGCUUCACACGCACAAGGCGCCGCCUGCCACGCCCCUCGGGUGCGCCCAAGGAGCACGUGCGCACGGCGCUGGGGACACUGGCCCCUGGGGACUCCCUGUCGCUGCCCUGGGGCUGCCUCUCCCCUGGCUCCGACUGGUGCCUGCAGGUUCGGCCCAAGGCUGCUGCAGGCUCGGCAGGCAGCAGCAAAGGGAGUGAGAAGUACGGGUGGAGCCGGCUGGUGCCUGGGGCGUCGGGCAGCAAUGGUGGGGAGGGCAGUGCGGGGGCGGCGAGCAGGGCGGAGGCGGCACGGCGGCAGCAGCUGGCGACGGCGUUUGUGCUGCCGGACCUGAUGCGGGCGGCGUCGUGGGAGAAGGGCGGCAAGCGUGAGGAGCUGCUGCAGUGCCGUGGCACCCGGGGAUGCUGGUGGUUCUGCCUCGAGGCGGACGGUGUGAAACUGCAGGGCGGGGAGGGCGUGGGGGCGGCGGAGGUGGUGGACUGGCGGGUGACGCUGCGGGCGCCACUGCAGCUGGAGAACCGGCUGCCGUGCAGUGCGGAGUACUUCGUGUGGGAGAAGCCCAGCAGCGGUGCAGCCCAGGGGGCGGGCUGGGGCCAUGCGGGCAGCACGGCGGGCGUGGGGGGGGCAUCACGGUCGGUGGCGCGGCAGCAUGGCGUGGUGGGGCCGGGCGAGGCGGUGCAUGCAUACACCAUUGACAUCCGCUGCCCCACACUGCUCACCUGGCUGCCCCAGGGCGGAUGGAAGCAGGAGAAGGACGCGGUGGUGCUGUCGGACCCACUCACCCACGAGGUGGCGGGGGGCUUCUGGAUGACCAACGUGCAGAACAAGCGGCGGCUGCACGUGAAUCUGGAGGUGAGUGGCGGGGCAUCAGAGGCAUCAGCGCGGGUGGUGCGGGUGUUUGUGCCCUUCUGGCUCGCCAACCACUCCUCCAUGCCCCUCGCCUGCCGCAUCGUUGAGAUCGAGCCGCCCCCGGGCGCCACAGCAGCGGCGGCGGCGGCAGCGGAGUCGCUGUGGCAGAUGCCCACGCGCUCGCUCUCCUCGCGCGCGCUCAGCCUCGCCGGCUCAACCCGUGAGCCGGUGGCGGCGGCGGCGCCGGUGGUGGGGGCGGGGGCGAGCAAGGUGGUGCGCAGCCUGGAGGACAUUGAGGAGGCGCCGCAGCAGCACGCUGUGAUGCUGUCGCUGCCGUCCGUCGCCAACGUGGGGCUCGCCGUGGCGCUCUCCAAGAAUGGUGUCUUCAGCUCCGCCAUCCCCCUCACCGCCUUCCAGGAUAAGAUGGAGCGGGCGGACCUCAAGGCGGUGGAUGCCGCAGGCAGCUAUCUGCGCCUCUCACUGUCCCUCGACAUGUCCUCACUGCGCUAUGAAGGCACCAAGGUGAUUCGCCUGCAGCCGCACACAGUGUUCUCCAACCACACGGGGCGUCCGCUGCUCAUCAGGCAGGCGGGCGGCAACAUCGUUCGACACCUGGCGCCUGCUGAUUCGAUGAAGCCCAUCGUGUGGGAGUCCAUCUGGCUGGCUGAACACUUGCAGGUGCGCAUCGACGGCUGUGAUUGGAGCCGCCCAUUCUCCAUCGACGGCGACGGCAGUGUCUUUGUUGUCAUGCGCCACGCCGUGCAGCCCAACCGCCCUCCCUCCAUAGGGCGGGCGGCGUGGGACGGCAGUGGGCGGCGGGGGCGGGAGCUGCUGCUGGCGGAUGUGGUGGAUGGCGCCAGUGCAUGCCGUUACCAUGUCGUCUUCACACUCGCUCCGCCCUAUGGGCCCUACAAGAUAGAGAACCGUUCGCAGCUGUUCCCGGUGCGGUACCGGCAGGCGGGGGCGGGGGACGAGGCGUGGGAGGCGCUGGCGGUGGGGGCGGCCAAGUCGUUUGCGUGGGAGGACGGCCGGGGGCUGCGUCUGCUGGAGCUGAUGGUGGACGGCGCGCACUCCUCCACGGCGCGCCGCGUCGCCAUCGACGACCCCGCCGUGCUCGAGCCCGCCGCCUACGCCUCCGGCCGCCCGGAGCUGCUCUACAUCUCCAUGACCGGCGCCCUCCUCUCCCUCCACUCCACCGCCCCCUCCUCUGCCCGCCCAGGCACCUCGGGGGGGAGUGGGUCGGGUGGGGUGAGCCGGGUGAAGCUGCAGGUGGGGCACCUGCAGAUCGACAACCAGCUGGCUGUGACGGCCAUGCCUGUGUUGCUGGCACCUGAGGAUCCACCUGGGGUGGUGCAGCCAUACGUGCUGAAGCUCACUGUGGCAAUGCGCCCCGCACGGGACGAGGAUGAGCAGUCCUUCCCCUACAUCGGCCUGCAGCUACCGAGUGCGGCAUGGCUGGUGAACAUCCACGAGCCAAUCAUCUGGCGUCUGGCUGACAUGGUCAAGCGCCUCUCCGCCCACCGCCUCGACGCUCCCCCGCAACCCACCUCCGUCUCCCUCGACCCGCGCGUGCAUGUCGGGCUGCUGAACAUCUCGGAGGGGCGGCUGAAGGUGACGAUGGCCAUGUCGCCGCUGCACCGCCCGCGCUACAUGAUGGGCUUCUGGACGUCCGUGCUCACCUCCAUGGGCAACACCGAUGAGAUGCCGAUCCGGCUGUCCCCGCGGGUGCGGGAGGGGGUGGUGUUGCGGCGCAGCCAGGUGUGGGCGGAGGCGUGGCGCAGUGUGAGCAACGACCUGCUGGCGCAGCCGUUCCGCCUGCUGUCGGGGCUGGACGUGCUGGGCAACGCCAGCAGCGUCGUGGGGCAGGUCAGCAAGGCCGUGGCGGGCAUCAGCAUGGACCGCGCCUUCAUCCGCGCGCGCCACAAGCACGACGCCAAGGCGGCGGUGGGCUCGCUGGGCGACGGACUGCGCGAGGGCGGGGAGGCGCUGGCCAAGGGGCUGUUCCGCGGGGUCACGGGCAUCCUCACCAAGCCCGUGGAGGGCGCAAGGGACGGCGGCGUGGAGGGCUUUGUGGCGGGCGUGGGGCGCGGGCUGAUCGGCGCGGCGGCGCAGCCAGUGAGCGGCGUGCUGGACCUGGUGAGCAAGACCACGGACGGCGUCAACGCCGAGCGCGCCCGCCUCUCCGCCGCCAUCACCGCCAAGCUCGCCCUCCGCCGCCGCCGCCUGCCGCGUGCCAUCCGCGGCGACCACGUGGUGCGGCCGUAUGAUGAGUAUGCGGCGAGGGGGCAGGCCAUCCUGCAGCUGGCGGAGUGGGGCGCGCUGACGGGCGCGAGCGUGUUUGACAUCCGCGAGAAGGGCAAGUUCGCCCUGAGCGACGCCUACGAGGACCACUUCCACCUGCCGGCACGCCGCAUCCUCAUGAUCACCCACCAGCGCACCAUGCUGCUCGAGCAACCGGGCGGCGGAGCGCUGGCGGGGGGGCGCAAGCCAGACCUGACGAGGGAGGCGUGCAGCAUCGUGUGGGCCGUGACUUGGGGCGAGCUGCUGUCGCUGGAGGUCAUGCGCGGCCGCGAUGAGCCGCCCUCCGCCCCGCCGUCACGCGUGGUGCUGCAUCUGCGGGAGUGGUCAGCGGACGUGCGGCUGCUGGACGCCAAGGAGAUUGCUCGUGUGGUGCUGUGCCAGGCGGGCACGGAGCAGGCACAGCAAGUGCGAGACGCCAUCCAGCGCGCCCUCGACCAGUUCGGCCCCGAUCGGGCCACCGUCGCUGCUCAGAUGCGCAAGCGGCGGCAGGAGAGUCGGCCGUACACGGGCGCGGGGGCGGGGGCGGCAUCGGGGGCAGCGCUGGGGCUGCUGGCGGGGCCAGCGGCGCCGGUGGUGGUGCCGGUGAUGGCGACGUUUGGAGCGCUGGUGGGCGGCGCGGGGCAGGUGAUGCUGGAGGCCGACAGCCACGGCGACCUCGCCUCCCCCUCCGCGCGCCACCGCCCCUCCCUCGCUGCUCCUGCCUCCGGCCCCGCUCGGCCUCGUGCCAUGACGGGCAGAGGCAGCUCUGGGGACGUGGCAGGGGCGGACGUGAAUGGGCCGCCUGCCGUUGUCGUGAAGGCAUUCAAGCUGAUGUGGUGGGACAAGGGAGCGGUGUGGAGCCAGAAGUUCCCGGUCUCCAUCUGGCGCCCCAUCCUGCGCCCGGGGUAUGUGUCGGUGGGGGACGUGGCAACACCGGGGUACGACCAGCCGGUGCGCAGCACCAUCUAUCUCGACACCGGCGCCGGCAACUUCGCUCCGCCACUCGGCUUCGAUCUGGUAUGGCGGGACACGGACAGCGGGGCGCGCACGCCGGUGACGAUCUGGGCGCCGAGGGCGCCGGAGGGGUAUGUGGCGGUGGGGUGCGUGGCGGUGCCCGACUACUACGAGCCUGACCGCAGCGCCGUCGCGUGCGUGGCGGCGGGCGCAGUGGGUGCGGCGGAGCUGGGGCGGCUGCCCAUCUGGCGCGACCGCAAGGGCGCUGCGCUGUGGAAGUGCAGCCUCUGGCAGGUGCACAACGCCGCUCGCACCUUCCUCGCACGGCGCGACCAUGAGAGCCCACCACCAGGCAUGGCCUUUGAUGUGAAGGUGGAGGACACUCACACAGAUGCACGCAGUGCCACCUCCGUGCACACAGGGUAG